Molecule: messenger RNA, 3493 nt
Organism: Eupeodes corollae
Lineage: Eukaryota; Metazoa; Arthropoda; Insecta; Diptera; Syrphidae
Product: HEAT repeat-containing protein 6
Exons: 14
Coding region: 82-3414 (1110 amino acids)
Source: RefSeq, a predicted model, not a curated record
AAAACACUACAAAUAACAAAUCCAUUUGAACUCCCUUUUUGUCAACCGAACCAUUAAAUUAAUCAACCUCAUCCUUUGGGAAUGGAUUUAGCCGAGAACUUUACACAGUUAACAACUAAAUUCCUUUUCCUCAGUUACAACGAUGAAAAGAACAAAGUCAACAUGUCAGAAUUAAACACCCUCUUGAACGAUCUAAAUAGUUUGGACUAUCUGCAGGGAAAAUUCGUAGAAAAGAAAACAGCAGCCAGACUUCUUGAAUCAUUCAUCAAUAUAAACACACAAGAAGAAACUCUCAUAGUUAAAUCAUGUUGUCUGAUCACUGUGCUCAUGAACAAACAGAAAAUCCAACUUUCUCGAGAUCAAUUCAACAAAAUCAUCGAAUGGCAAUUGAAGUGCCUGAAUUUCAACUUCUCCACCACUGCCUGUGAUAUCCUUAGGUCUAUGCAUGCCUUAUUUAGGAAUCAUCAGAGCUUUGCAAGACAGUAUUGGGAUGUGCUCCUUUCACCAGAUGGCCUUCUCUUAAGCUACCUUAGCAGAGACGCGAAGAUAAUUGAAAAAUAUGAUUCCAAUUCUUCGGAAGAGAUUAUCAUUUCUAUAGUAAUCUGCAUUGAUUCACUCUUGGGUCCUGUAGAAUCUAUGGAGACAGAUAGUCAGGUGGAGGAACUUUUUUCGCUGAUCGGAACUAAGAUCCUUGCCAUUCUCUUCUCGGAUAAAAUAAACUUCAAUCUAUCUGCCCAUCAUAUGAAUUUCAUGACUACGUCAUUGAACAUUCUGCACGUCAUAGCCUCCGAGAAUAGGGAUUGGUGUGAUGCGAAUAUAGGAGAACUGCUUGGCUUGUCGAAAGCUUAUAUGCACAAUGGAAUUCCUGGGAUCCCUCAAACAAAUCCACAAAAAGUUCAUGUAUCGCAGCAGUCCAUGCUCGACCAGGGUUCGAUGGAAGCCAACAAUCGUGGGGGAAAAGUCGCAAAAACGCGAAAACCCCGAACAGUAAAUAAAAAUAGGAAGUCCGAUGCAAAAUCGAAACAGAAUCCUAUCAACGAUGAAGCUGUUCUUCAGCUCCCCUCAGGAAGUAAUCUUAAAGUUGAUUUUGACAUCCCAGCCUUUAACAAGACAAGUGAUUCUGACUUCUCCGAAUCAGAAGCCAGUCGGACUCGAAAUGAACGGCAUAAACAAGCCAAACUGAGGCUAGCUGCAAUCUCACUAAUUGGUGUGAUUGCAAAGAAUGUCGAACGUAGGACUUUCUAUGGAUAUUGGCAUUCGUUGUUUCCUAAUGAUGCCAGCAUUGGACUCUUAACUUGUGCAGUUCGUGAUCCAAACCCAAGGUGUAGAGUGGCAGCACUGCAGGCAGCUUCAGUUAUUCUCUUCGGUUCUAGAACUUUUCUUUUACAAGCAGAGUGGAGCGAAAAGCCCCCAACUAAUUUUAUGCCAUUUUCCAUAUCAUUAGCCAAUAUGAUAAUUGCAAUGUAUGAGGUCCUUACGCAGGCAUUGGCUCAUGAAAGCUCUCUUCCAGUUCUCACACAAAUACUCAAAUGCUUGACAGUCUUGAUUCAGGCAACACCAUUCCAUCGCCUCAAACCAGGACUGGUUACAGAAUUUGUAAAAUUAAUCCGCAAAUUGGUUUACCACAAAGAUCCCACAGUUCAAGUUGCCGCUCUAAUGGUUAUGGAAUUUCUUAUUUCCACACCAGACAUUACAACAGAAAUUUCGGAAAUUGUUGGCAUUCCUAAAACAUCCAUAGGAUCAAUGCUUCGCAAUCAAAAUAGACUUAACGACUCUGGAGUGGAAGAAGUAAUUGAUACAGAUUUUGCUGAGGAGACCAUAGAUUCCGAUACAGAAGAUUUACUGCCCACACCAGUUGUUGCUUCAACUUCCAAUUCUGCUGAAGUGAACUUAAAUGACACCAAAGAAAUUUCCUUAAGAAUGUCUUGGCUUCUAAAAAGAGUUCUUGAAAAUCUUGGUGUACCCCUCACUGAAACGAAGGAAAAAGUACCAAUAUCGACAACUCCAGUUCGAACUGAAUGUCUUCAAGUACUCACAUCGAUGGCACAACAUUUCUCGCUUCUCAAAGACCAUUUGCAAUUUAUUGCCUCCGCCUUGAAGUCGUCUUUGAAUGACGCACAAGCUGAUGUUCGAUUGUAUACAGCUAAAUGUCUAGAUAGUUUGGGGCAUUCAAUGAAUACUUAUCUGCUUGAACGAAGUUCACCAUCGAAUGACGAACUGAUGUCUUGUCAGAACUUCUGGAUGUCCAUGUUGCCGUCUGUUAUUGAAAAAAUCCAAGAUGCAGAGCAAAGUCCUGCUUUCAAAGCUAUACUAUGCGAUUUUAUGUCAAAUAUUGGAGUUUUUGUUUUUGAAAGACUUUCGCACACUUAUCACAUUCAACUAAUUGGAAUUCUCUCAGGAGCUGGUUGCAAUGAAGAAAACACAGUUCGAGCAGCGGCAGUGAGGGCUUUGGCAGUUUAUGUUCUUUUCCCAUCUUUGCGGGAGAACUUGGUUUUUGUUGAGAACACUGCCGAAUCAAUUUUGCAGCUUAUCAAAGAUUCUAAUCUUUUUGUUAGAGUUCGAGCUUCAUGGUCUAUGGGAAAUGUCAGCGAUGCUCUUAUAACAAAUUUUUUUAACUCGCGGGUGGAGAGAAUAUCUGAGGAUUUGUUGAGACGUCUUUUGGAAACAGCUAUUUACUCAGCAAGUGAUAAUGAUAAAGUUCGUAGCAAUGCAGUAAGAACUCUGGGCAACCUGCUUCGCCUUAUAACAGUGGAUCAUUUAAAAGUUCCUACAUGGAGAUCUUUGGUUCAAAAGAGUGUAGAAAAAUUGGUGAACUGUGUGAAUACAGGUGGAAAUGCUAAAGUCAAAUGGAAUUCAUGCUAUGCAAUUGGAAAUUUUAUGAAGAACUCCAAUUUAUUUAAUGCAGAGUACAGCGACAUGAAUUGGCCCGAUCUUGUAUUUCCAUCUCUAUGUAAUCUCAUCGUCAAUCACAAUAACUUCAAAGUUCGUAUCAAUGGAACAGCUGCAUUGAUAACUAUUCAAGAGCGACAGAACUAUGGCGCUCGUCUGCAGAUGGUUUGGAUAGCUUUAUUAAAUGCAAUGGAACAAUCAAGUAAUUUAACGGAUUUCAAUGAGUAUAAGCAUAGGGAUAAUUUGCAAGAGCAGCUUUGUAUUGCCAUAAGUCAUAUAAUCGGUGUUUCAACUGAUGAAGACUUGAAUAUGCUUAAGACACAAUUGGUUCCUAAGUUGGAGAUAAUUAAACAAAUUUGGAACCGAGUUAUAAGUAGAAUAUUGCCAGAAAAUGCUGCUCCACUUUUGGCGUGUACGUUAAAGUUGCAGGAAAAACUUACCAAAAAUGAACUCGCAUCAGAACAGAAAAAUGCUGUCCAAAUUCUAUCAUCGUGCUUUACUCAGCCCAGUGUGGAUUUAUAUUAAAACAUUUUAUUACUAUAAUUAAACUUAAAGUUACAUAACAAAAAAUAAAUUAUUAACAUGCAUUUUAUAUACACCUACC